Anneissia japonica is the source of this 4179-nucleotide messenger RNA. RefSeq names its product metallophosphoesterase 1-like. Lineage: Eukaryota; Metazoa; Echinodermata; Crinoidea; Comatulida; Comatulidae. The coding region runs from base 181 to 1350 and encodes 389 amino acids. The record is from RefSeq and is a predicted model, not a curated record. Gene Ontology annotation, biological process: GPI anchor biosynthetic process; endoplasmic reticulum to Golgi vesicle-mediated transport. Gene Ontology annotation, cellular component: endoplasmic reticulum-Golgi intermediate compartment. The transcript is spliced from 9 exons. Gene Ontology annotation, molecular function: phosphoric diester hydrolase activity.
UUCAUUGGUCCCAUCAGAGAGGAGCAGUACCUCCAUUAUUUGCAUGAUGGCGGUGGACUGAUCGCUGGUGAAUGCUUGAUUCUGGUACCGAGGCGAUAGAUUGUAGGCCUAGGCCUAAUUUCUGCAUAAACUAAUUAGAGCCUGUGCUUUGCAUGAUAGGGUGCAAUUGUGAAUGGAUAGAUGGUUGGUUGGUUCAAGUUGCUACUCCCUAGUUCCAUGAUUCUAAACUGGAAACAUUUUCUGAAAUUUUCAAGUUUAGUACUUUUACUGCUGCUGGCAUGCGAGUACCUAGUUUACUAUGUCGUGAUUGCACGAUGUUCGUGGCCACCGUUGACAGUGGAUAGGGGCGCUGUGUCAGAUGAGCCAACAUUGCAUGCCAUCUUCCUAUCUGAUCCGCACUUGUUGGGGACAAGAAAUGGUCAUUGGUUUGACAAGCUCAGAAGAGAAUGGCAGAUGGAAAGAAGCUUUCAAAGUGCAUUGACUCUGUUUUCACCAGAUGUUGUGUUUGUUCUGGGUGAUCUGAUGGAUGAGGGAAAAUGGUCUUCAGAUAAAGAAUUCCAAGCAACAGUUGCACGCUUUAGGAAGAUGUUCAGACAAGGAGUAAAUGGCCAGACACAUGUCGUCGUUGGUAAUCAUGACAUCGGGUUUCAUUACCACACUAAUCGGGAUCUAGUUGAGCGAUUUGAUCAGGCGUUUGAUAUUUCAUCUGUCAAUAUCAUUAACAUCAAGAAUAUCUUAUUUGUUACAGUAAACAGUGUUGCCAUGGAGAAUGAUCAGUGUUCCAUGUGUACUGAUGCAGCGUUUAGACUGGUAGAAGUAUCAAGUCAACUAAACUGCUCACGCUUUGGUACAGCAACUGGAAGGAAAGGAGGAGAACAACUAUGCAACAAUUAUGAAAAUUUACCAAAUGUAGCUCCAAUACUUUUGCAGCACUACCCCUUAUUCCGGACGUCUGAUGCAGAGUGCCAAGGCGUUGAUGCUGCUCCAGCUGAAACAAAGUACAUCAAGUUCAAACCUACUUGGGAUACUGUAUCAAAAAAAUCAUCAGAUAAGCUUUUAUCGUAUAUUCAACCGCGCCUUGUUGUCAGUGGACACACCCACCAUGGUUGUUACGUGCUGCACAAUGAGAAAACACCAGAGAUCUCAGUUCCCUCGUUUUCAUGGCGUAACCGAAACAACCCAAGCUUCAUCAUGAUGACAAUAACUGGCACCUCUUACUCCUUCUCCAAAUGUUUUAUUCCAGAAGAAUCACGUGUCAUUGAAAUGUAUAUAAUCGGUUGUAUUCUAAUAAUUAUGUGGAUAGUUUUUACUAGACGUAAUUUUUUUACAAGACAUUCUAAAAAAAUGUAAAUAAUGAUUUUUAUCUAUUUAUGAUCUUAUAUGUAUAUAUGAGAUAGGGCCUACAGUAUAUGUAAAUUUGGAAUUAGAAUAGAACUGAAAGAUAGGCAGCCCUCUUGCUAGUGCUAGGAGGCUAACAACUGAUAUCUACUGCUUUUCUGCUAGCAGGCUACCAACUGAUUACACUACUUAAGGCUCUUCCUGAUUCAAAUUUACAUAAUAAAAAAGAAAUUCAAAAGAAAUUUCCAUAAAAUGAAAUUUCGUAAUUGUCCAUUUUGCAUAAGUGUCACCCCCAAGGCUUCACAUGUUUUUGUCAGUCUGUAUUCUUAUUCUUAUUCUUUAUUAAUCUUCUAGUCGCAGCCAAAAGGCUGAAUUGCAUGAGAUUUACAAAUUACAUUUACGUUAAAAGAUUAAAAAUUACAGUAUGGUAUGUAUGGUAACCAUUUUCUUGGGGUCGAAGUAGGCUAUUGUUGGUUUUGCGCUGAUUGUGUUUUCCAAUUUUUGAAAAGUGUCUUGGUGUUCUGGGCCCCAUGAGAAAGCAACGUCUUUCUUUGUUAAGUCUUGAAGGGUACGUGUGAUGGUUGCCAAAUUAGGAGUAAAACGUCCAAGAUAAUCUACCAUGCCUAGACUGCAGUUCAGCUACUUUCAAGCUUUGGAAAGACACCCUUUCGUUUUGUUUUAUCGUACAUUAGCACAAACAUCCCUUCUUUUAAUUCAGUUCCACAACCAUUUUUGCCUCCGGGCGCUGGUUCUUAAGGCUUUUUUUUGCCUUUCUUGCAGCAUUUUGUAGGCGGUUCCUAUCGUUCGAGACCAGGUCGUCUCAAGGUUCAUCACCUUCUGCCGGUUCUACCAUUAAGUCUACAGUCACUGCGGCCUAUCUUCCGAGCAUCUGGCUGGGUCUACGUUCUUCCAAUCAGGCUCAAUUGAGACAAGUCUAACUGCUUCUACAACUUGAUCCUUAUCAAGUUGACUUCCUUGGUUAAUUCAUGAUGUGUGAGAUACUGUCUCUUUGAUUUUUCUUCUCAUUACGUAUGUGGUUAAGAUUGUUGUUGUGUUAAAUUACCUUCCUCCUACAGUUUGUCUUUUAUUUUGUCAUCUUCGCUAACCAUGCCUCUCACGAGGUGAUCAUUAAUGGCACUGUCCUCAGAGGGACCAAAAUUACAAUUUUCUGCAAGUUUUCUCAGUUCGCUUACGUACUGUGUGGUGGGUUAUGAUACUAGAAUCUAGUAUAGAAUCUGUGUUUCUAAAUAGUUCAUUAUUUGGAAUGCAGUGAUUGAGCUUGAGGAUAUCUCCGUCGUCAAAAGUGAGCGUUUUUUCGUAAAUUAUCCUACCUUUAGCUCCUAUUAAGUUCAGCCGGCACAUCACUUUGCACUCGUCAGGUUUGGCUUAAAGCGUAUUGCUGAGCUGCUGUUCCAUAUGAUACAAGGAUGCCAUGAGGUCUUGGUUUAAUUUCUAGCCACAGACAACGAUUAAGUUAUCAAAAAUUUUGUCGGCUGGCAGUUUUUCUCUGUCGCCCAGCAUCUUGAUUUCUGGCUUGGCUUCUCCGCCCAGAUAUUGUAUUAUUCUUACUACUUGUUCUUCCUCUGAUGUCUUCAGCAAGAUGAGCAACAACUUCAUUUCAUCAAUAAAUUCAUGUACAUCUGGCCAUCAGCACCAGUGAACACAUAGAUUAAUUAUUAGUAAAUCCACCACUCAAACCAAAGUGCAACACUAUAGCUCGUCUGUACUUUGUAAAGGUUGAACUUGGUAUUAUUUUGGUGCCUACAACAUCAGGAAGGUGAGCCAACACUCCACUGAUGGAUGCUAGAUGCAGGUUUACUUCCGUUUUAAACAAAAGAAAACCUUGUACAGAAAAAAAAAAGAAGGAAAAAUAUCCACCAACGGACACGUUCCAACAGUGGCACCUGCUUAGGAAAAUUUAGUACCAUCCCAUAGAAUUAAGUUUUUGAUUUAAGAGAUUUACAGAAUUGACUGAACGUUAAGUAUCAAUUUGUCCGGUUGUGCAGUUGCAUAUACUGUGCGUUUAAAGUGAUUACAUUAAAAUACGGAGCACAUGCGUUUUUAAAGGCCUUUUUGCAUUUUUCUAAUCUGCUGUCAUAUAUCUUCCUCUUCCAGCAUUGACUAUGCUGACCCACACAUUGUGAAUUUUUUGAGUUUUUCAGUGACUUAGUUAAAGUAUGAAAUAGGAACACUAACACCAGUGGUACAACACAAAUUAUUAAAUUCCCACAGGUCUACACACCAACACUAACCAGAUGUGACAUACUGUAUCCCCACUUAUACAUGGACAUUUGGGUGGAAUUUUCCAAACAUGUGGAGUUACCACACUGUGGGCUGAAGUCCAAACGGAUUAAUCGGCGAAUAGAACAAUUAAAUUAUGCGCAUGCUGUUACGCACUAACAUACGAUAUAUAAUCAUUUGUAAUAAGAAAUUCAGGCCACCGCUUACCCGCAGGGUGUUUUGGCUUUAAUUCAAAAAUUUCAGAGAUAAAAUUUAGUUUUAAAUAUUAAAUUUGACCAUCUUAUCUUCCUACAAUAUGAUUGUUGUUCUUAUGAUUUUGUGCAAUGUGUUGCUGGUAAUUUUUUUUAUUUUUUUAUAAUUGUAUUUUUUUUAUUCUAUGUAUUUAAUAAUAUUUUGUCCUUUGUCAACUGUAAUGCAUGCAUUGAAUGGUGGAACACUGUAUCACGCUGUGGUCCCAAUUUGGUGAAGUGAAAUUUGUGGGUAAUCUGUCAUUAGUGAAGUGAAAUUUCUUGGUAAUUUGUUGCGUGCACUCCAUAUGAGCCUGUAAAUUUGGAUAAUUUUUCCUAAUGAUGACUCAAUAAAGAGUAUUGAAUCCCAGCA